Molecule: messenger RNA, 2392 nt
Organism: Oncorhynchus masou masou (cherry salmon)
Lineage: Eukaryota; Metazoa; Chordata; Actinopteri; Salmoniformes; Salmonidae
Product: protocadherin alpha-13-like
Exons: 1
Coding region: 29-2392 (787 amino acids)
Biological process (GO): homophilic cell-cell adhesion
Cellular component (GO): plasma membrane
Molecular function (GO): calcium ion binding
Source: RefSeq, a predicted model, not a curated record
UGGUUCCAGAAUAGCAGGACUUGUCAAAAUGGUAGACGGACAGAGAAGAGCGACGCCUCUCCGGGCGAUGCUGUUGUUUGUAUUUUCGUUGUGCUUUUGCCGUGGAGCUUAUUGUCAAAUACGCUAUUCUAUCGCGGAGGAGUCGAAAGAAGGUACUUAUGUGGGAGACGUAGCAAAGGAUUUGGGGUUCAGUGUGGAUAAACUGGCGGAACGAAGGUUUCGGAUUGUAUCGGGCUCCAAGGAAGGUUUUUUGCAGAUAAACCAAGACAAUGGCGUGUUGUAUGUGAACAGAAACAUUGACAGGGAGGAGCUGUGUGAGAAAAACAGUGUGUGUUUACUCAAUCUAAAAACCAUAGCAGAAAAUCCAAUGGAAAUACAUUAUGUUGAGGUAGAAAUUACAGACAUAAAUGAUCAUUCUCCUAAUUUCCCAGAAAAGGUAAAGCUCUUGGAAAUAGCAGAGAAUCUUGUAUCGCAGGGAACGCGCUUUCCUCUGGACGCUGCGCGUGACCCUGAUGUUGGAGUGAAUAGUCUCCGUAAGUACACUCUCAGUCCUAACGAUCACUUCGACUUAGAUGUUAAAACUCGUGGAGAGGAUAAAAUCCCUUUCUUGAUUUUGAAAAAGCCGCUAGACCGAGAGCAGAAGCUUGAAAUGAUGUUAGUUUUGACUGCGUUUGAUGGAGGUAAGCCAGUGAGAUCUGGCACAGUUAAUAUUACAAUAACUGUUAUUGACGUUAAUGACAAUGCACCAGUCUUUGAACAACAGGUGUAUACGGUAACUUUAGAUGAAAAUGCUCCCUUAGGUACCUCUGUUUUGAGGCUGCACGCCACGGAUCUAGAUGAUGGCGCAAACGGACAGGUUAUAUACACAUUUGAUAACAGUCUUAAAAACAGAGCUUUCGAUUAUUUCGAGAUAGAUGCGGUUACAGGGGAAAUUACAAUCAAGGGGUUAGUAGACUUUGAAGAGCAGAGUGUUUACGAAAUUGACGUGCAGGCAUCUGACAAGGGCCAAGUCACAUUGACAGGUCACUGCAGUGUGGUUAUCAACGUGAAAGAUGUAAAUGACAACGCACCUGAUAUGGACGUUACGUCUCUGUCAGGUCAAGUCCCAGAGGAUGCACGACCCGGUACAGCUGUAGCUCUAAUCAGUGUGUCUGACAUGGACUCUGGUGAAAACGGCUUGGUUAUAUGUACACUCUCGGACAACAUCCCUUUCGAAUUAAAACCGUCUUUUCAGAAAAAUAUGUAUUCUUUGAUUACUAAAAGUGGAUUGGACAGAGAGUCGGAGCCUAUGUACACAGUGACUAUAACUGCUACGGAUAAAGGAGACCCAUCAUUGUCUUCCCACAAAACUGUCACGGUCCAGAUCUCAGACAUCAACGACAACAGUCCGGUCUUUUCCCAGAGUCCAUAUACUUUCUAUGUACCAGAAAACAAUGCUCCAGGCAAGUCGUUGUUUUCAUUGAGUACAUCAGACAGAGAUCAGGAUGACAACGCUCGUGUGUCUUAUCACAUUUGGAAAGGCGAUGGCGACACACCUAUUGUAUCCUACCUAAAUAUUAAUUCUGAUGGUAACAUUUACGCGCUAAAAAGCUUUGACUUUGAAGCUACCAAAACAUUCAAUUUCCAAGUUUUAGCUACAGACUCUGGAACUCCGUCACUAAGCAGUAACGUCACAGUCAACGUGUUCAUUCUGGAUCAGAACGACAACCCUCCAUUGAUCUUGGAUCCAGUCAGCGCUAACGGUUCCGCUGAAGGUGUGGAGGAGAUUCCCCGCAAUGUGAACGCAGGCCAUUUGGUGACUAAAGUGAGAGCCUAUGACGCUGAUAUAGGAUAUAACGGCUGGUUAUUAUUUUCACUGCAGGAAGUUACUGACCACAGUCUCUUUGCUUUGGACCGCUAUACGGGACAGAUAAGGACACUUCGGUCAUUCACAGAGACAGAAGAGGCUGAUCAUAAACUGGUCAUACUUGUAAAAGACAAUGGGAACGUUUCACUGUCAGCAACAGCUACUGUGAUUAUCAACGUUGUGGAGCCCAAAGAGGCGUUUGCUGCUUCUGAUGUUAAAAGUUCAGUAAAAUAUGAAGAGGAGAAUAGCGUUACAUUUUAUUUGAUAAUUACUUUGGGGUCAGUUUCAACACUUUUUCUCAUUAGCUUCAUCGUGUUGAUUGUAAUGCAGUGCUCCAAACCCACAGACUAUUCCUCCAAGUAUUUGCAAGAUGUGAAUAACGACGGGACACUGUGCCACAGCAUUCAGUACAGAUCCGGAGACAAACAGUACAUGUUAGUUGGACCCAGAAUGAGUAUAGGUUCUACUAUAGUUCCGGGUAGCAAUGGAAAUACUAUUGUGUUACCAGAACAUAGGAGGAGAGCUUCUGGAGAGGUAAGAAGUUAA